Molecule: messenger RNA, 2441 nt
Organism: Drosophila willistoni
Lineage: Eukaryota; Metazoa; Arthropoda; Insecta; Diptera; Drosophilidae
Product: transmembrane protein 198
Exons: 5
Coding region: 980-2194 (404 amino acids)
Cellular component (GO): plasma membrane
Source: RefSeq, a predicted model, not a curated record
GAUUUUCAUUUUUUUUGUUUAAUAUUUUUCUUAUUAGAAUCACCCUUUUUGACGAAUAGAACAAAAAUAUCCACGCCAACAUGUUCUCUCCGCAUUUUUUGUUUUUCAAAAAUACAUUUUCAACAUUUGACAAGGCGAAAGCAAGAUUAAAUUGACCAAAAGUUGUAGCUAGGAUGUUCCCAACAAUAUAUUGAAUGCUACUUAUGGCAAGAUGGUGCACUUAAGGAUUAAAUUCCGUCUACCAAUUUUUUCAAACGCAACGGUUACACCCGAUGUUAUAUGCAUAAUCUGUUAACCUGCUUAUGUUAACCGGUUAUGUUAUGUGACAGGGAAGAACAAGAAGAAUUUAUAAACCAAAAGAAGAAAGGAUAAAACAUGCGCUGUUUGCAUUCCGGCCCAGUUUAGGUCAUCCCGCUUUCUCGCAUGGGAAAUGGCCAACCAUUGCCCACCAUAUUUAUACAUCUGCCCUGCUUGCUCCACUUACAAGGAUGUGCAAGGAUUUCGUUAAGCAUGUUGUCCAUUUAGUUGGGGUUUGUUGUUUUGGGUUUGGGGCACCACAAGCGAAUUCGUCUUGGCCCCGAUUGUAACAGACGCCCAGUCCAUCCGUUUCCAUCAUUACCAAACUGGGUGUACACAAUAAAAGUAAAUAAAAUCUUAAAUCAAAUGGCUGGAUAAGAAUUAAAAGUUGUAGACUUCUGCCCAAGUUACACAAGCAUCUCCAAGAAAAUAAAAAAAAAAACAAAGGUUUACUUAGGUCAACAAAAUAAUAAUAAUAAUUGUGCGUCCUGCCACUAAAAAGCUCCGCCCUUUUUUGGAAAAAGAGGAAAAAUAGAACAAGGAUUUAGCCUAUGGGGAGGAUGUGUGGCAUGUGCGACGGAAUGUACUUGGGAUGAAAACAAGCAAUAUACAGCAACAACAACAACAAACGAACGUAUAAAACAUUUGUGAUUGUUAAUUAAAGAGUCCUGCAACAGGGAGUAUGAGAACGGACGAUGAUGUGGUAUAUGAUGGCCAGGAUUCUGGACAUGACGAUGUAACCAAGGGUAUUUCCCAAAUGGACUGGCCGUUUCUCAUCAAGGGCAUAUUACAAAGCCAGACAUGUGCGCUCAGCACACCGGAUACCGUGGCCGCUCUCCUUUGGGCCAUAGUGGCCGUCUUCGGGAUUGUCUACGCUCUACUUGGCUAUCGAUGUUUGCGCGCCGUUGGCUUCCUGAGCGGCUUGAUGGUGGGCGCCAAUGGCAUCUUCAUAUUGCAGGACUUUCAGAUCACAUUCCUGGGGAAACCGGCGGACUCGGCAUUGGCCAUAGUUGCCGGACUCUUGGGUGCUGUCCUGGGCUCCACCUAUCCCGUGGCUUCGGUUCUGAUAAGUGCAUUCGCCGGAGCAUUGCUGUCCGGAGCAGCCAUGGCCGUGUGUGUGGCCACAAUGCCGGAUAAUGAAUUUGGGUAUCGUGAGAUAUAUGUGGCUGUGGUUGGUGGUGCCGUCAUCUGUUCGGUGCUGACUCUCUGCUGUGUUAAAUAUGUCACCAUUCUGACAUCCAGCAUCGUGGGCACCGCCAUGAUCCUGUGUGCCAUUGAUUUCUUUAUGCACGGCCUCGAGACAAUUAACUGGAUUUUAAACAUGAGGCCGCAUCCUAUGCCGCCUCCCUGCUAUGGCGGCGUAUUAAUAGCUGCUUGGCCCGUAAUGAUUGUCAUUAGCAUUAUGGUGCAAUGCUUCAUUACGGCCUGGCGGGUGGACCAUCGUAAGCGUCUCUAUAUGCGCCACCAUAAUCAUCACAAUCCAGGACAUCAUCAUUCGGGUCACAUGCCCUCACAUGGCCACAGUCAACAACAGGCUAUGCCUGGCGGCGGUGGCGGCGGAGGAACUGGCAGCGGUUCAAAUGGAGGCGGUCAUGGUGCUCCAAUGAGACGUUCCCAGUCGCGCACACGAGAAACGCGCGAAGAGGCCAGACAGCGAAAGUUUCGGUACUUGUAUCAGGUGCGAACGGCUCGCGGCGACAUUAUCUCUCAGAACUUUGUAUCCGCUCUGCAGAAACGCAUUCAGCUGAGCGGCACAGAAACACCAUCGGAGCGAUCGAUUAAAACCAGUUCGAAUGAACGUAAUACAUUCCGGAGUGAUCGCACCCAUUUCACCACCAUACAUGAUCCCGAUUCCGAGUUGUGCGACAAGAUUGAGAUUGUGCGUGACAUUGGAUAACAAACAAGCAAUAGCUACAUGUAACUAUAUCCGUAAGGGGGGACAACAAAUGCUUAGGUGUAUGGGUGCAUACAUAGGUCGGGGGUAGGGAUUCUAAUUCUGAGAUAUUGUAGAGGGAAGUGGUUAGGGAUUAGUUGGCAAACGGUUACAUGUUCAAGCUAUUAAUUUUGAUAGGCACAAAGUGCCCCACACACAUACACACUCCCACUCACACAGAUAAAUAUAAAACAGAUUGAUUGAUCAAAUA